AUGGUACUAAUAAAAUUAAUUGCUUAUGAUUUUAUUGUGGAUCUUACACGACCUACUGAUAUUUUUCAAGGUCUCAAAGCAUAUCCAUUGAUAUUUCCUCGUGGUAAAGAAGUAUAUGAUAAUAAAAUGAAUGAUCAACAAAGUCCAAGUCGAUUUAUAGUUAAUGUUGUUGGACGUUAUAAUGUUGAAAAAACUUAUGUAUUAAAACUUUUAGCAAAUAUCAAUUUAGAACAUUCAUUUAUUGAACGAACAAAUGGUAUUAGUGUAUCGUUACCUCCACCAACAGUUACACACAAUGCACCAAUGGCUUUAAUUAAUACAGUUGGUGCACGUACUUCAGUUAUACAGGGUGAGCCAUAA
Molecule: messenger RNA, 360 nt
Organism: Rotaria sordida
Lineage: Eukaryota; Metazoa; Rotifera; Eurotatoria; Philodinida; Philodinidae
Source: the annotation of a GenBank genome assembly